This is a messenger RNA of Microthlaspi erraticum, 3477 nucleotides long. The record is from the annotation of a GenBank genome assembly. NCBI's taxonomy places the organism in Eukaryota, Viridiplantae, Streptophyta, Magnoliopsida, Brassicales, Brassicaceae.
AUGGCAGCGCCAAGGCCGACGGGGAGCCAGGAUCUGUUCGAUACGUAUUUCAGGAGAGCAGAUUUGGAUGGAGAUGGUCAUAUCAGUGGAGCUGAGGCCGUCGCUUUCUUCCAAGGCUCGAAUUUGCCUAAACACGUCCUUGCUCAGGUGUGGUCCUUUGCAGAUGCAAAAAAGGCUGGUUUCCUUGGUCGAGCGGAGUUUUAUGAUGCUCUAAAGUUGGUAACAGUGGCACAGAGUAGGCGGGAAUUGACUCCUGAGAUUGUGAAGGCUGCAAUCUACAGUCCUGCUUCAGCCAACAUUCCUGCUCCCAAAAUAAAUCUUGCUGCAACACCCUCUCCACAGCCGAGGGCAGUUAAUCCUGCUACACAAGCUCAGGGAGUUACAUCACAGCCAUCAGUAGCGGCUGGUAUGAGAGGGCCUCAAACGGGUGGAAUUGUAAGCACUAGUAACCAACAACUAGUUCCAGGCCAGCAGAAUCAAUUAACUGGGAUACCUCCAUCUCAACCACAGCAAAACUUUCAAAGCAAAGGUAUGCCAGCUGGUGGGACUAAUGCACCUCGUCCUGCAAACCAACCCAUGCCAUCUAAUUGGCUCAGCGGCAGAAGUGUUGGGCCCUCUGGGCAAGUGAAUCCUCAAAUUCCUUCGAGUCAGAGUGCAUAUGGUUUGACAGCACCUAAUUCAAGUGCCAACCAUAUACCACAACCACAUAUGACACCUGCAGUAAUAAGCUCUACAACAGCCAGACCGCAAGAAUCAGCGCUUGUGCACAAGCCCCAAGAUGUAUCUGCUCCUUCAGGUUCUUCCAUACAACCAAAACAAAACAGUUUGGGAACUACAUCGACGACGGGCAUCUCAUCUGUUUCUCCUGAGGUUGCACAGUCUGUAGUUAGACAAAGUCCAAUCCAACAGCCUGUUGGUGUUCAGAAUCAGCUUACUGGAAAAUUAGGGCAGCCGUUUGUUCCGCCCGGUGGAGCGUCUGGUACAAUUGGUUCUACUGUUGGAGUUGGAAGUUCAGCUUCCAGUCACUUGACCCAGCGUCCGCCCCAGCCCCAGCCCCGGCCACAACACCAUCCCCCUUCCCAGUCCCAAGCUCCUUGGCCAAAAAUGACUCCAGCUGAUGUCCAGAAAUAUACCAAGGUAUUUGUGCAAGUUGACACUGAUAGGGACGGAAAGAUCACUGGGCACCAGGCUCGAAAUCUUUUUUUAAGUUGGAAGCUCCCGCGAGAGGCUUUGAAGCAGGUAUGGGAUUUAUCUGAUCAAGAUAAUGAUAGCAUGCUCUCCUUGAGGGAGUUCUGUAUCGCGGUCUAUCUAAUGGAGCGUUACAGAGAGGGCCGACCUCUUCCCCCAGUGUUCCCAAGCACUAUAAUACUUAGUGAGAGCAUGUUUACCCCUCCUGGUCAACCUGUGGCACCACAUGGCAAUGCAUCCUGGGGACAUCCACAGGGUUUCCAACAUCAGGGGCCCUCGAGACCACCAGCUAUUCCCAAAGGAAAGCCUCCAAGGCCGGUUCCUCUCUCUCCCAGUGAUAUGGACCAGCCCACUCAGCCAAAGCGUAAAAUGCCUGAGUUGGAGAAACAUCUGGUGGAUCAACUUAGCAAAGAGGAGCAGGAGUCACUCAACUCGAAAUUUGAAGAAGCAACGGCUGUUGAUAAAAAGGUGGACGAACUUGAAAAAGAAAUAGCCGAUUCCAAGCAGAAAAUUGACUUCUUCCGUACUAAGAUGCAGGAACUUGUUUUAUACAAGAGCAGAUGUGACAACCGUUACAAUGAGAUUACGGAGAGAGUCUCGGGUGAUAAACGUGAGCUUGAAUCUCUAGCAAAAAAAUAUGAGGAGAAAUACAAGAAGUCUGGCAAUGUUGGCUCCAAAUUGACGAUUGAAGAGGCCACAUUCCGCGAUAUACAGGAGAAGAAAAUGGAAUUGUACCAGGCAAUAGUUAAAUUUGAAGAAGGCAAGCUUGAUGAUAAUGUUGUCAAGGAGCGCACUGAAAACAUCCAAUCAGGCCUUGAGGAACUGAUCAAAAAUUUGAAUGAGCGCUGCAAACAAUAUGGAGUACGUGGCAAACCCACUUCUCUGGUGGAGCUUCCUUUUGGUUGGCAGCCUGGAAUCCAGGAAUGUUCUGCUGAUUGGGAUGAAGAUUGGGAUAAGCUGGAGGAGGAAGGGUUCACCUUCGUCAAGGAGCUUACACUUGAUGUCCAAAAUGUCAUAGCCCCACCAAAGGAAAAAUCGUCCUCUUGGAAGAAGGAAGAAACUGUUUCAUCCUCAGAUGUAUACUCUAAAACAGAGAAAAAGCCAAGCAGUGGUGAAGAGGCUUCUGACAAGGAACCAGCAUCUGAACAGUCAGAUGGUAAAACGUCCGACGUUAAUGCUACAGAUAAAAACGGAUCUCUGGAUGACUCUCAUGUAAGAAAGGGCAUUGAAGCUGAUGGUUCACCCCGAACUAAAGAUACAACGAGUGAAAAUGGUCAUGAUGGUGGUGAAUCUCCUGCUUCUGCUGGCAAAACUGUACAUUAUGACUCUCACGAUGAGACAGAUUCAGUUUCAAGCGUUAACCCUGACAAGGACAAGGAUCAUGAGAAGCAUGAUGGUGGCUUUGGAUUCGGGUUCGGAUUUGAUGACUUCAGCAUUAAGCCUAUAAAAACGGGUUCCACCAUUGCAAAUGACUUCCUCCCUCCUAAGUUAUCUAUAUUUUCCGAGUCUGUCCCAAGCCCCCCGGCAAAUGCAAACGAUGCUUUCACCGCAAAACCUUCCUUGUUUGCUGAUUCUGUUCCGAGCACUCCAGCGACAAACACCGCCUCUUACCCAGGCCAGAGAUCGUACUUUGAUGACUCAGUUCCAAGCACUCCUGCUUACCCAGGAAACUUGUUCGCCGAUAAGAAAUCCUACUUCGAUGAUUCUGUCCCGAGCACUCCUGCUUACCCAGGCAACUUGUUUCCCGAGCAGAAAUCCUCCUUCUUCGAUGACUCUGUCCCGAGCACUCCUGCUUAUAGCACUUCUGAUUUUGGUGGAAAGCCAUUUGCAUCAGAGACUCCUCGUUCAGACAACUUGUUCCCAGGAAGAAGCCCCUUCAUGUUCGACUCUGUCCCAAGCACACCUGCUGCACACGAUGACUACUCUUCCAACAGCUUCUCCCGUUUCGAUUCAUUCAACAGCAACAACAACGACGCUUUCUCUCUGUCCCGCACAGACUCGAUGCGCAGCACAAGCGAGCCCGACCCAUUCGCUAACAGGUUUGAUUCUUUCAACUAUCGGAGCUAUGAUUCCUUCAAUGCACAAAGCUAUGAUUCAUCUAGCAACAACAACGCAUCCGAGACACCUAAAGCCUCGUUGACGAGAUUCGACUCCAUGGGUAGCACCAGAGACGGCGACUACAGUCAUGGGUUUGGGUUUGACGACCACGACCCGUUUGGAUCUACUGGACCAUUCAAAUCAACGACAGCAGAGACACCACGGAGUUCUGAUAAUUGGAAUGCUUUCUAG